AUGACGAAGAGGAUGUGCCAACUUCCACCGAAACUGGUUGGGGAGAAAAUACUCACAAGGAUUCCGAUAACAUCCCUGAGAGCAGUGCGAUCCACUUGCAAGUUAUGGAACGAUUUAACCAAUGAUUGGGUUUUGGGUAAAGCAGCGGUGACGAGGCAGCAGUUUGUAGGGUUCAUGACGAUGGAUUCCAAGGUUUUUUCAGUUCGUUUCCAUCUCUGCCGCAAGCACAAGGACGACGAAGACGAGUUGCUUGAUCUAUCUAUAAAGCAGGUAGAUCUACUUAAUGAUCAAGUUGAGAUAUCCAAAGUCUUUCAAUGCGAUGGCUUAUUGUUAUGCGUCGCCAAGGACCACUCGAGACUCGUGGUGUGGAACCCGUACUUGGGGCAAACAAAGUGGAUUGCACCAAGAACAAGUUUGCACAGACUAGACAUCUAUGCUUUCGGAUGUGAUGACGACAAGAACAACCGUAACCACAAAAUCUUGAGGUUUGUGGAAUAUCCGAGAGAAGGCCUUCUCAAGCACGAAAUAUACGACUUGAGCUCUAACUCAUGGAGGGUUCUCGACGUCACUUCCGACUGGGAAAUACAGUUUUAUCAACGCAACGUGUCUUUGAAGGGAAAUUCUUACUUUUUUGCUCAAGAGAAAUUAGGUUUUGGUCCAAAUUUCAUGAUCAUAAGAGAGAUUGAAGAUUUUUUAAUUUGUUUUGAUUUUACAAGAGAGAGAUUUGGACCACGUCUGCCUCUUCCGUUUCACUCUUAUGUCGAAGAAACUGUAACCCUCUCUUGUGUUAGAGACGAACAGCUCGCUGUGCUAUACCAGCGGUUGCAUCCAAUUACAUUGGAGAUUUGGGUUAAGACUAAGAUUGAGCCAGAUGCGGUGUCAUGGAGCAAAUUUUUGAACGUGGAUAUGAGACCACUCACUGGCUUCCAGUUUGACGUUGAAGCUGGGAGCUUCUUCAUUGACGAGAAGGAGAAAGUCGUUGUGGUUUUCGAUGUAAAGGAAAAAUACCUCCAACCCACCAAGACCUUUGAGUACCACCAUACAGCUUUCAUCAUUGGAGAUGAUGGGUACUAUAAAUCCGUGAGUCUCCGAGAAUCUCCAGAUUUCGGGAAGCCUGACAAGACGGGGCAGUUUCCUUAUCCACCACUUGUGUGCUCUUUGUCUUAUCGUCCAAGUUUAGUGCAAAUCAACCUACCGGGCACAAGAAAAGAAACAGAUGAUUAA
Messenger RNA from Camelina sativa (false flax), 1224 nucleotides. The record is from RefSeq and is a predicted model, not a curated record. NCBI's taxonomy places the organism in Eukaryota, Viridiplantae, Streptophyta, Magnoliopsida, Brassicales, Brassicaceae.